Molecule: messenger RNA, 1427 nt
Organism: Pocillopora verrucosa
Lineage: Eukaryota; Metazoa; Cnidaria; Anthozoa; Scleractinia; Pocilloporidae
Product: potassium channel subfamily K member 9
Biological process (GO): potassium ion transmembrane transport; stabilization of membrane potential
Cellular component (GO): plasma membrane
Molecular function (GO): outward rectifier potassium channel activity; potassium ion leak channel activity
Source: RefSeq, a predicted model, not a curated record
AUGGAUGAGACCGACAAUCCCAUAAGAUUUGAGCCAAAAUCGCUCUCGAUUAAAAUAGUCAUCGGUAUUCUCGUCUUGCUGGUUGGAGCUGCAGUUUUCAUGGAAUUAGAGCGAACUAAAGGUGACCCAACUCCAGAAAAAUCCGACGCGACUAAACUAAAAGAAAGCUUAGCAGAAAAAUACAAUAUCAGUGUAACCGAUUUGAGACAACUCGAGACCGCCAUCGGACAAGAGGCGGCCGAGAAGGAAGACGCCAAAGGGCUAAAUCGCUGGACUUACGGCAAAUCUGUGUUCUUUGCAUUCACGAUUAUGACAACGAUUGGCUAUGGUCACAUGUCCCCACAAACAUGGCAAGGCCAGUUAUUCUGUAUCUUCUACAGCCUCAUAGCCAUACCAGUCGCUGGCAUCAUGUUACUCAGCGUUGGAAACCACGUGAGCUUGGCCAUUCGGGUCUUCAUCCGCUUCUUGGAGAGAACUUGCCUCAGUAGUGUAAGAUCGGGGAGUGCAGAAUUCAAAAGCUUCUUUGUCACUUUCCUGCUCAUGGUACUAAUGAUCUUUUUUGGCGCCAUUCUGACGUCACAUACAGAUGGCUGGACGUUCAUCGAAGGAUGUUAUUUCACAUUCAUCAGUGUGUCUACCAUCGGGUUUGGAGAUUAUGUUGUCAAUGACGGUGAGCUUAAAUCCACAAACCACGCAAAGACGUUUGCGGUUAAUUUUACAAUUGUAUUGAUCACCGUGGGACUAUGUGUUGUUUCCAGUGUCCUUUGCUCGGUCAGUGCUAUCAUCGAAGAGAGGCAAAAGCGAAUGCAGUUGCCUGAUUCAGCGACCAAUGCCUUGAACGCCGCUAAUUUAGCCUUGAAUACGGUCACAAGUAAUCUUCCGUUGAGGCUAUCGACCAGGGCUAAAAACGCGGUGGAUAGUGCUGUUGUUGAAACAAGGAAAGGAGAAAUAUAAGUCAUAAGCCAUACAGUUGCUCCGUGCCCGUCGCCAACUUUAGAGAAUACAGGAGGAUAGAAAGGCAAUGCUAACAGUUUCUCUGGCGCAGAAUUACCUGUUUUCAUAAAUAUCACAAAAUGAAGGCUUCCUGCUCGAAUGACCGCUGGUGCUCCAGCAAUUUGACUAAAAAUGUAGUUACAAAGUCAGCUGGUCACUGGAAUCAUCUGUGCUGCUGACACUAAAGCAAAUGACAACUUUGUCUUGCACACAAAGUGAAUAACAGAAAGAUAUCAAAAUGAUAAUAAAAAGGAAAGGGAAAGGUAGAAGAGAAAGUAUUGAUAGAAGAAAUUGAUUUAAAGUUAGUUCGUUUGCAGCUCAGUUAAAAAGCUAAGUUAAGUUUAUCAUGGAGGUUCGAUAAAGGGGCUCAUUCAGCUCUCUCACAUGUUUCAUACUGUUAUUCAGUGUAAAUGGCGUCCAAAUAAUAGGGCAGG